AUGGUGGUGGCGGCGUCCCCUCCACCGGGGAUGACGGGCCAGGUGGUGGGUCUUUGUGGCGGCACCGGUGAUGGCGGAUCUUGGGAUCCCGUGACCGGGCUCGUCGCAGGAUUCGGCUGCUGCACAGGGCGCUCUACCCACCCACAGGCAACCCUGACGCAGGGCCUUGUCCUCUCGUCCAGGCUCAACUUCGGCCCGACCAGUGAAAACAACGUCAUCAGGUAUCCCGACGACCCACAUGACAGAAUAUGGUUCCCUAGGGUUAACUCAGCAACCUGGACCGAGAUAACAACGACGAACACGGUGCAUCACGAAGAAAGCGACUUGUUCGAAGUACCAACGGCGGUGAUGCAGACAGCAAUCAUGCCACGGCGGAACACGUCCAACAGCAUAGAGUUCUCCUGGGACCCCUUGGCGCAGCUCAGCGACCCAUCGCCAGGAUACAUCGCCAUCAUGCACUUCUCCGAGCUGCAGCUCCUCUCCAGCAACAACGUGCGCGAGUUCUAUGUCAGCGUCAACGGCGAGCCAUGGCACCCAAAUGUCUUCACGCCCAAGUACCUCUAUGGUGGCGCCACCUACAAUAGCUUGCCCUCUCGGAAGAGCCACUACAACGUUUCCAUUAUCGUCGCACCCAACUCAACGCUGCCACCGAUAAUCAACGCUCUCGAGGUGUUCUCCGUCAUCCCUACUACUAUCAUCGGCACAUACUCCAGGGAUGUGUCUGCCAUGGUGGCAAUCAAGGCAAAGUAUAAGGUGCUGAAGAACUGGAUGGGUGAUCCAUGUGUUCCAAAUAAUAUGGUAUGGGAUACAUUGACUUGCGACUAUGCCACUGCAAGCCCUCCAAGGGUUAGAAGCAUAAACAUGUCCUCCACUCGGCUCAGUGGUGAUAUAUCGUCUUCUUUUGCAAGCCUCGAGAACGUCCAAUACUUGAAUCUGUCGAAUAAUAACUUGACAGGCUCCAUCCCAGAUGCUCUUUCAGAGUUAAAAUCAUUGACAGUUCUAGAUUUGUCAGGUAACCAACUCAGUGGAUCAAUCCCCUCUGGACUUCUCAAAAGAAUUCAAGAUGGCUCCCUGAAUCUAAGAUACGACAACAAUGCAGACCUCUGCACCAAUGGUGAUUCAUGUCAGCCAGCCAAAAUAAAGAGCAAGCUGAUCAUCAAAAUUGUUGUCCCUGUAAUUGUUGUUGUGGUGGUAGCAAUGGCACUAAUCUUUUUCUUCCUGAGGCGAAAAAGACAAGGUUCGAUGAACAACUCAGUGAAGCCACAAAAUGACCCAACGGCCAGCUAUGCGUCAGGAAGCGGUGUCUAUGGGGACGGCUCGGUGCGACUUGAGAGCCGUCGGUUCACAUAUGAAGAGCUCAAGAUGAUAACGAAUAACUUCGAGCGAGUACUCGGUCGAGGAGGGUUUGGGUAUGUCUACGAUGGUUUCCUGAAAGUUGGUACUCAGGUGGCAGUGAAGCUGCGCUCUCAGUCUUCCAAUCAAGGCGUUAAGGAAUUCCUUGCUGAGGCUCAUAUUUUGACCCGGAUUCACCACAAGAAUCUUGUCUCCAUGAUUGGUUACUGCAAUGACGGGGAGUACAUGGCACUUGUCUACGAGUACAUGUCAGAAGGGACCCUGCAAGAACAUAUUGAAGGAAGAAAAAGCAUCAAGGGAUCUUUACCCUGGAGACAGAGACUCCGAAUUGCACUUGAAUCUGCACAAGGAUUGGAGUAUCUGCACAAGGGGUGCAACCCGCCCUUGAUUCAUAGGGAUGUGAAGGCCACAAACAUCCUCUUGAAUGCAAAGUUGGAGGCUAGGAUUGCCGACUUCGGACUAUCCAAGGCCUUUAGCAGUGAAAGUGACACCUAUGUGUCCACAAACACGCUCGUCGGCACGCCGGGAUAUGUCGAUCCUGAGUACCAAGCAACGAUGCAGCCAACAGCCAAGAGUGAUGUGUACAGCUUUGGUGUUGUACUUUUGGAGUUGAUUACAGGGAAGCCAGCCAUACUGCGGGGGGCAGAGCCAACUAGCAUCAUUCAGUGGGCAAGGAAACGGAUGGCGCGAGGCAACAUUGAAAGUGUGGUUGACGCAAGAAGCAUGCAGGGAAUAUACGAUGUUAACAGCGUGUGGAAGGUGGCAGAUAUCGCACUAAAAUGCACCUCGUAUGCGUCGACGCAACGGCCAGCAAUGACAGAUGUUGUGGCGCAGCUAGAGGAGUGCGUCGAGCUCGAGGAGGGCCAUGCCACUGGAGACGUGAAUGUCGGCUUCCACACAACCGGUAGCGGGGACAACCCGACGCUGAGUUAUGGUUCUUAUGGAGGUGAUUGUCAGUCCACUGAUAAGAGCCAGAGCAGCACCGCAUUUGACAUCGAGCAAAAUGCUGAGAGGGUAUUUGCAAUGCCCAUGGGUCCUGUUGCACGUUAACACGGUUAUAUGUUUUGUAACAGUAGCGUAAAUACAAAGGGAAAUUCGAUAUGGGUUAUACGCUCAUAUGGUCCCACUAUCGGCACUUUUGCAGUGUCUCGGGAUCUGGUGAUGCUUGUGGUAUUGUGGGUUGUAUUCUUCUUGAGCAUAGAUUUUGGAACAGUUCA
Messenger RNA from Hordeum vulgare subsp. vulgare (domesticated barley), 2570 nucleotides. Its product is annotated as receptor-like protein kinase At3g21340. NCBI's taxonomy places the organism in Eukaryota, Viridiplantae, Streptophyta, Magnoliopsida, Poales, Poaceae. Gene Ontology annotation, molecular function: protein kinase activity; protein binding; ATP binding. The transcript has 12 exons. The record is from RefSeq and is a predicted model, not a curated record. Bases 1 to 2403 code for a protein of 800 amino acids. Gene Ontology annotation, biological process: protein phosphorylation.